Messenger RNA from Helianthus annuus (common sunflower), 1257 nucleotides. Its product is annotated as agamous-like MADS-box protein MADS2. The record is from RefSeq and is a predicted model, not a curated record. The coding region runs from base 236 to 982 and encodes 248 amino acids. Lineage: Eukaryota; Viridiplantae; Streptophyta; Magnoliopsida; Asterales; Asteraceae. Gene Ontology annotation, cellular component: nucleus. The transcript has 8 exons. Gene Ontology annotation, molecular function: protein dimerization activity; RNA polymerase II cis-regulatory region sequence-specific DNA binding; DNA-binding transcription factor activity, RNA polymerase II-specific. Gene Ontology annotation, biological process: positive regulation of transcription by RNA polymerase II.
AAUGGUAGAUGGAGGUUGCCCAAAGAUAGAUCACCCCAGGGUUUCCAUUUUCUUCACACAUUUCUCUUUUGAGAACUCAUUUCUCUCUCUCCCCCCUCUUAUUUUAUCUAUAUUCAAAACACUAGUUUCAUGAAUUAAAAGAACUUCUAAAAGUGGGUGUUCUCUUAACCAAGAGUAGAAUUGUUGCAGAAAGGAAAAAAACACAAAUAAAAAACAUCUUUUUUUACUAAUAAUCAUGGGAAGAGGGAGAGUAGAACUGAAGAGGAUAGAGAACAAAAUUAACAGGCAAGUUACUUUUGCUAAGAGAAGAAAUGGGCUUCUCAAAAAAGCUUAUGAACUCUCAGUUCUUUGUGAUGCUGAAGUUGCUCUUAUCAUCUUCUCUAAUCGUGGCAAGCUAUAUGAGUUUUGUAGCAGCUCUAGCAUGGUGAAAACCCUUGAGAAGUACCACAGCUGUAGUUUUGGAUCAUUGAAAGCCUCCCAACCAGAAAAUGAGAGCCAGUACAAUUACCAUGAAUACCUAAGGCUAAAGGCAAGAGUGGAGGUUCUGCAACGGUCUCAAAGAAAUCUUCUUGGCGAAGAUUUGGCCCCAUUGAACACUAAGGAGCUAGAGCAACUUGAGCAUCAACUGGAGACUUCUUUGAGGAAAAUCAGAUCAACUAAGACUCAAUCCAUGUUGAAUCAGCUUGCUGAGCUACAAAGAAAGGAGCAAGUUCUUGCUGAAACAAAUAAAGCCUUAAGGAAUAAGCUUGAAGAAAAUGCUCAGGAGUUUCCAAGGCAAAUGUGGGAAGCUAAUGCACAAACAAUCCCCUAUAAUCCCCUUCCUACACACUCUGAUGAGUUCUUCCAGCCUUUAGGAUUGAACACCGCCAUGCACAACAGUUUCAAUGGAUUGAGAUACAACCCUAUCGGCUCGGAUGAGAUGAAUGUUGCUGGUGUCAAUGCCAACAAUCAUAAUGGAUUGUUUCCGGGUUGGAUGCUGUAGUUGAAGAAAUGUGUAACCCUAAUUUUCGCAAGGGUAAAAAUAAGGUAAUAUCUUGUCUUAGAAUGAAGCUUGUAUCAUGUUUUUUGGUUGUUUGUAUUAUGUGUGUUUAUGCAAGUUGUAAUUAUUUUUCGAAGCGAUCGAAGACUUCAUAAGUCGUUGAGAGGACGACGAUGCCUUCGAUUUGAACACACUAUGGAUUAUUGGCAUGUAUGUCCUUAAUUGCAUAAGAUUUGAAGUAUUUUGGAUUUGUGAGAUAAUUAUUUUUGUUUACUAUA